GCAUGAUACUGCCAGGUACAUUUACUACUUAAUCUCGUUUGUCAAAUCGUAUUCCCUCGUCUUAGAGAGAAUUUCGUCGAGGACUUUCCUGCUAAUCUCCUGCAACUGCCCUCGUUCGCACACAGAUGGGCAUCGUUCAUUCCUCCAGUGCGACCAACUUCGGUGCACUGCAUCCUUCCGCUCAGCCGAUCCCCCCACUCCUUAUCCCAGACUUAACUAGGCUCAUCACCCGAUGCUACCAAUACCCGGUUUCCGGUGGCGCAUACGGUGAUAUCUACAAAUGUGUAUACCACGGACCAGAUGGCGAUGUAGAGGUCGCCGUCAAAGCAAUCCGACCAUUCUUCAGUGCUGAGGUGCUCCGGAGAGAACUUGGGAUCUGGAAGAGGUUGCGACAUUCUAAUAUCUUAAAGUUCAUGGGUACUACCCAAGACUUUGGCCCGUCUGAGGCUUUGGUCGCUCCGUGGUUAGUCAACGGCAAUCUUACGUCGUUCCUCAACGAGAACGAAACUCUUGGGCUGCAUGACCGUCUGCUUCUGCUUCGUGGUAUCGCCGCUGGCCUCCACUAUCUUCAUACGUUCAGCAUCAAAGUCGAUGGGAACACGUCCCUGAAUGCAGUCGUUCACGGAGACCUCACUGGUAACAAUGUCCUCAUCGGCAGGGAUAGAACCCCAUACCUUGCAGAUUUUGGCCUCUCGGGAACUCUGACACAAUUGCCCGGGAUGACGUACCUUGCGAUGAUGAGCUGUCACCCAGGAGCAUUGAGGUGGUCAGCUCCUGAACUUUUUUCUGCGGAAGAAUCAGCCUCCUCGGUUACCACUCAAAGUGACAUUUACUCGUUUGGUAGCAUCAUGCUUCAAGUUUUGACGGGAAAUUUGCCCUGGUCACACUUAACCCGAGAAUUCCAGAUGUACCAAGUGAUUAUGAAGCAGAAAAAACAUCCUCGUCCGGCCAAUGAUCAUAUUACUGAUGGGCGCUGGAAUUUUAUGACCUCCUGCUGGUCGAAGACGGUAAUAAAUCGCCCCUCUGCUGAAGAAGCACUUCAGUUCAUUGAUGGCGAGCUCGUUUUGUACGAUCGUAGCGACGUCGACGGUGGAUAGCACCCUGCCACCUUGAUUCUCGUUCCUGGAUAUACGCCCCAGUCAUUGGCCCAGUAGUCCACCUACCAUCUGUUUGUGGAUGUUGCGCACUUGGCUGACAUUACUAAUUAUUUACAUAAUAUACAGCACAGCAACCAGACAUACAGCAGCGGCACCUUGAGGAAUACCACCGCAAUCCUCAGGAGUGCCAAAAGCGGUUGGGAGGUUCUUCAACAUUCAAUGGGGCUCAUGCCGGACAGCAAAAUGCUUGAAAUGUAGGUGACCG
Molecule: messenger RNA, 1362 nt
Organism: Suillus subalutaceus
Lineage: Eukaryota; Fungi; Basidiomycota; Agaricomycetes; Boletales; Suillaceae
Product: kinase-like domain-containing protein
Exons: 7
Coding region: 126-1097 (323 amino acids)
Biological process (GO): protein phosphorylation
Molecular function (GO): protein kinase activity; ATP binding
Source: RefSeq, a predicted model, not a curated record